Acaulospora colombiana is the source of this 188-nucleotide messenger RNA. The record is from the annotation of a GenBank genome assembly. Lineage: Eukaryota; Fungi; Glomeromycota; Glomeromycetes; Diversisporales; Acaulosporaceae.
AACCUCUGUCAGGGUUGUGGUCAUGUUUCAAGCCGAGCGGAGGAUUCGGAAGCCGAGUUAUUUUUAUACAUCGACUCAAUCCUAUUUGGAUGCAAAAAGUGGGUUGUAGUUGGCCCCAUACUCGCUGAGGCUCCGACGAAUCGCCUGCCCGAAGAUAUAAGGUGCAUGUCUACACAGGAUAGGAUCGA